Paramecium tetraurelia is the source of this 534-nucleotide messenger RNA. RefSeq lists its product as uncharacterized. The record is from RefSeq and is a predicted model, not a curated record. Lineage: Eukaryota; Ciliophora; Oligohymenophorea; Peniculida; Parameciidae. The transcript has 2 exons.
AUGAUUUUAAGAAUAAGAAAUAUUUAUAGGUUUUGUAGCAACAACAACUCAAAUUAUCAUAAGAUUGUUGGCUCAUUGCCAGGAUAGAACAACAAAGACAUAAAGGAGAAUUUAGAAAAGUUUUCAAGAAUUUAUUAAAAAGUUGAUUUUAAACAAUUGCAGAGAGAAUAGAUUGAUGAAUAACAAAAGAAAUUUAUGUUGCAGAAUUAAGAGGCAUAUCAAUUUGGUGAAUCGAUUCAAGUUGGUGAAAAGGGGAAAAUUGGAUAGAGCAACUAUUUGAAAUUGAUGGGUGUAUUUUUUUUGGGGAUGUUCAUAUAUUUGGGGAAAGAAACUUAUAAAUUCUUUACGAACCCUAGAAAUGUAUUGCUAUAUGAUGAGAGCACUGGAAAAACAUACUACACUACUAAGGAAGAAUUCGAGAAAAUUAAGGCUGAGUAGAAAAGAAAUAAGGAAUUCAAAGAGUUCAGGUUUAAGGUGUUGUCCAAGCAACAAGAUCAGAGGGAGUAAAAAGGAAGCACAGAUUCAUUAUUUUGA